AUGUCGCUCCCUUCCAACGUUCAUGUUUCCAAGCACCCGUGCUUGGUAGCUAAGCUGAGUCGUCUACGGUCUAAGAACACGGAAUCCAGAGAGGUCAAGUCUUUAAUAAACGACAUCUCCUUGAUCCUCGGCUGCGAAGCUCUAGCUACUUCGUUAACGCCUGUCGACGGGCCAAAGGGCGAGACUCCUAUCGGCUUCGAAUACACGACCACGACCAUAAAGCCAGAAGCUUUAUCAAUAGUGCCUAUCCUUAGAUCAGGACUCGGUAUGGUAGAAGCUAUACAAACUAUUCUUCCCGAACCGGUCCCCGUACAUCACUUAGGCUUGUAUCGUGAGCCCAGCACGCUCGAGCCCGUCGAAUAUUACAAUAAUCUCCCGCAUCACGUCUCCACGUCGACAAACGAACCGGGAACGAAUGCGUCAAGCCUAGCUAUCGUCGUAGAUCCCGUCAUCGCAACCGGCGGGACCUGUGCUGCCGCCAUACAGACUCUCAAGGAGUGGGGUGUUAAGCGCAUCAUCGUCCUAUCCGUUGUCGCCGCCGCUGAUGGUGUGCGACGCGCUGCCGAGGAGUGGCCCGAAGCUGUGGAGAUAUGGGUUGCCGGUGUUGACGCCCAGCUCACAUCAAACGGCAUGCUGAAGCCGGGUGUAGGAGAUGUGGGUGAUCGCUUGUUCUUGACGAUAGGAAAGUAA
Molecule: messenger RNA, 690 nt
Organism: Daldinia caldariorum
Lineage: Eukaryota; Fungi; Ascomycota; Sordariomycetes; Xylariales; Hypoxylaceae
Product: PRTase-like protein
Exons: 3
Coding region: 1-690 (229 amino acids)
Source: RefSeq, a predicted model, not a curated record